Messenger RNA from Saccharomyces paradoxus, 981 nucleotides. RefSeq names its product Tda5p (gene TDA5). Bases 1 to 981 code for a protein of 326 amino acids. The transcript is spliced from 2 exons. NCBI's taxonomy places the organism in Eukaryota, Fungi, Ascomycota, Saccharomycetes, Saccharomycetales, Saccharomycetaceae. Gene Ontology annotation, molecular function: oxidoreductase activity, acting on the CH-OH group of donors, NAD or NADP as acceptor. The record is from RefSeq and is a predicted model, not a curated record.
AUGAAUAUAGACUGUUUGUGUCAUUGGAUAGUUCUGCCGCUACUGCGCUAUCCACUUCUGGUAUCUCUUGUAUUGAGACGAUCUCUCAGUGACUCAACAAGCAUUUGUUUAACAGUCUACACACUACUGAUAAAUGCUUUUCUCAUUGCCAAUUCCUAUAUAAAACGUUCCGGACAGAUCACCUGGAAGAGUCUUCAUGAAUUUAAAAAUGGCAUAGUUCUUGUGACUGGAGGAAGUAAGGGGCUUGGCCGGGCCAUAGUAUUUCAACUCCUACAAGAUUACAGCAACCUGACCAUCUUGAACGUCGACAUAUGUCCAUCGCCAGUAAGAGAUCCUCGCGUGAAAGAUCUAAUCUGCGACCUGAGCGAUGAUGAAGAGGUUACAGCAUUACUGAAUUUAUUGAAAAGAAAGUACAAAAGUGAAAUCCGGUUGAUUGUGAAUAAUGCUGGAGUAAGGGCAAACUUCACCGGAUUCAACCGCAUCAAACGUGAAAAUCUUGACAAAGUGUUUAAGAUAAACACAUUUGCACCACUCCAGUUCAUUCAGGAAUUGGCACCCAGUAGACGCUCGACUAGACAAUGCUAUAUCAUCAAUAUUGCAAGCAUUUUGGGUAUAUUGACGCCGGCCAAAGUAGCAGCUUAUGCGGCGAGCAAGGCAGCAUUGAUAGCCUUUCAUCAGUCGUAUAGUUUUGAAUUGCAAAAUGAAGGCGUAAGAAAUAUCAGAACGCUACUGGUGACCCCAGGGCAACUGAAUACAGAAAUGUUUGCAGGAUUUAAGCCACCACGCCAAUUCUUUGCUCCUGUAAUUGAUAUUGAUACUUUAGCUGCCAGAAUAGUCAGCUGUUGCGAAUCAGGUCAAAGAGGACAAUUGAAUGAGCCCUUUUAUUGUAGUUUUGCUCAUCUCUUGAUGUGCAUACCUUAUUCGCUACAGCGCACUGUGAGAAGCUUCACUUGUAUAGAUUGCUGUCUUCCGGACGAGUAG